This is a messenger RNA of Temnothorax curvispinosus, 5695 nucleotides long. Its product is annotated as zinc finger protein Xfin-like. Bases 1035 to 4562 code for a protein of 1175 amino acids. NCBI's taxonomy places the organism in Eukaryota, Metazoa, Arthropoda, Insecta, Hymenoptera, Formicidae. The record is from RefSeq and is a predicted model, not a curated record. The transcript is spliced from 6 exons.
CCUGUGUGUGCGUGUGCGUGUGCCUGUGCCUGCCCGCCUGGUGUGACUCGCUUCGACGAAAGGGAAAAGAGUGCGCGUGCGAAAAAGAAACUCCGUCGCGCGAGGACGAGGAUCAGCCUCGCUUGGACGGUACCGCUCGCGGUUAGCCUGACUGUCAUUCGGAUGUCAUCGUCACCACCGCUGAUCACCGUCGCGAUCGUCGCAGUCGUCGUCAGUCGUCGUCGCUGCCGCCGCCGCCACCGCCAACGCCGCUCGUCGCGCCACUCGGCACUCCUCGUCCGGUGGCGUCGCGACGCCACGUUCCCGAGGACGCGGCGCAUCUCGCUCUCGUUAUAACCUCCAACGUUCGUUAUAACCUAAAUAAUUAUAACCUCAGGCCCGCGUCGAGACGCGGCUCGACGCCCGACGUCGAUCGGCCGGGGGGCGAGCUCGGGACGGUCGCGCCACUGCCAUUGCGCGAUUAUCGUUUGUCCCGCAACCCGCAACGGCGACGACGAGGAGUCGGGUGGCGCGGGUGGGAGAGGGGAACGGCGGCCUGCCAAUAAUUGUUCGUCGUAGCUAGAGGUGUUCGGUAGGUUCGGUGUGUGUUGCUCGCGAGCUUGUCCGAGCUGUGAACUGUCGCGUUCCCGUCGACGCCCGUCGUGCCCCACGGAAGGGAAACGCGAAGGCGUCGUCGUCGCGCGUAGGCGCCGUGUGGUGUGCUCCGCGGCGACUCGCCGCGUGAUGUAACCUCGGAUCCGCGGUGGAUAACUCGUGUGCGCGCGCGGAAACUAAUCUCGCGACCGAUCGUCUUGACACUGUCUCGAGGGCUCCUCGUAAUGUCGGACGAUUUUGCGAUAAGAACGCAAAUUUUGCAAUAAGUGGAUUUCCGUCGAUCGCGAGACCGUUGCGGGUUCGCGAGUCCAGCGUUCCAUUCGCAAGGAUCGGCCCAUUUGCGGCGACACGCUGGACGGUUAGAGCGAAGCGUGCAGCUUACUGAUCUCUCUUACGUCGCCAGUGAUUUCAGUCAUCAAGUAGUUGAAAAGCCACACAAAAUGGACGUCAGCGGUGAUCUGAAUCUACAAUGGGUAGGAGACGUGGAGCUUCACGAGGAGGUGAUAUGCGGCCUAGAGGCGCAGCUGGUCGCAUCGGAGGAGGAGGUGAUUGGCGCCUGCGAGGAGGUAACAGUGGAGGAAACCGUCGAGUCUGUUCCCGACGUAGUACCUGCCGCCGAGUCCGAGAUCCUGAUGGUACCUCAGACCAACGAUAUGGAAUCGAUCUACAUAGUGCCACAAGAUCAGGGGCACGACUAUCUGAACAUACAAGUCACCGAGGAAGUAAUAGCUGACAACUGGGACAGACCCGGUCCAGAUGACGGGGUCGAGAUUCCAGAGGCUAAGGUGACUCAUGACACUCUCCUGGAGUACGAUGACAUGGAAAUACCAUUGCCGAUCGAUCAGGAUUCUUACCAGAACGCUCGGCCGUAUCCAUGUGACUUUUGCAGCCGUAGGUUCCGAAAGAAGGCGAAUCUGAUGAAUCACAUUGUGGCACACCAGACAGAUCGGCCAUACGGUUGUAAUCUGUGUGGAUCGCGCUAUGUACGCAAGUGUGAUCUAAACAAUCACCUGAAGGUCCAUGCGUACGCUCCGUCGUCGCAAGACGGCCUCGAGGAUGACCUGAAUGACGAGGAUUUGCUGGUUGCCGAGCAGGAGGAGGACGUGUCGACUGGCGGUAACAAAGGCAGGCGCAAGAAGGUGCAAUCGAGCGUGCCUCGCAAACGGAAGAACAACACCGCCGCUGGUAUGCCAAAACGUAAUGCCGAGGAAAUCAAGAUAGAGAUGGGCAAGUAUGUGUAUAAACCAGACGAUGCUUACAAGGACGCGCUAUCUUUCUACGAGGAUGAGCUGACCGAUGGUUAUUUUGCACGCAGUGGCAAUUACGCAUCUAGCUCGAGGUGGCAGAUGGAGGAGAUAUCGUCUGCCACAGGCAGACAGCAGCCACAAUCGUGGCCUAUCACCGAUCCAACAAAGCCGUACGUCUGCCAGUCCUGUGGUAUCAGCUUUGCUAGGGAGAAAGCACUUGCGUCACACGCGCGCGUUCACGGUGGCGACAGUCCGUUCGAGUGCACGUCGUGCGGCGACAUGUUCUGGGAUGUCAACAGUCUGCGAGAACAUGUACGCAUAAAGCACGGUGGCACCAUUCCCCAACAGAUAUCUGAUGCAGAGGAAUAUGAAAAUGACGUCACUUACACGGGCGACAACGAGAGGAUCGGCGAGUUUUAUUGUAGCACCUGCGCGGUACCGUUCCAUCGUUUAGAUCUACUUAAACGCCAUCAAAAAAUUCACAUAAAGACGGAGAUGGACACAAUGGAAGGUUCCAGUCAGCAUCACAUGUGCAAUGUUUGCGGAGAAGAGUUCACGGAAGCUCUAGCACUAUUAGCACAUGCGGAACUUCAUGCUUCAAGAUCUCCUAGUCGUCGUUGCCUAUUGUGCGGGGCAAGAUGCCGUGAUGAAGCAGAAGUUGCGGAGCAUGUGCGACAGAAUCACGCUGAGAACGCGCCGCCAAAUACGUGUACGCUGUGUGGAAAAACUUGCAAGGACAAGCGCAGUUUGCUGAAACACUCUUGGAUACACAAUGUCGAUAAGACUUUCGGUUGUACAAAGUGCGUGAAGCGUUUCCACAGUAAAGCUCGUUUACGAAGACACAUGGUAUCGCACCGUAACAAAAUGGUAGCUUGCGACGAGUGCGGCGAGGAAUUCCCCGACGGACGGGCUCUUGUAAGCCACCGUCAUUCUCAUAAUAGGGAACUGGGCGGCCGUUCUUUUCCAUGCCGCGAAUGCGGGAAAACCUUUGGUAGUCGCAGCUCACAGCAGAUCCAUAUACGUAUCCAUACUGGCGAGAGGCCGUAUGGUUGCCGAUUCUGUUGGAAGGCUUUCGCAGACGGCGGUACCUUGAGAAAACACGAGCGCAUCCAUACUGGCGAAAAGCCAUACGGGUGCGCGAUCUGUCCUCGGGCAUUUAAUCAGAGAGUGGUUCUCCGGGAACACGUGCGCGCCCAUCAUUCCGGUCCAGAUCCAAAAUGCGUGGGCAGUAUAACGCCAUAUUUGUGUAAGGUAUGUGGCGAGUCAUACAGCACGUCUGAGCAAAUAGUGGCACAUAUAGUGCAACAUUGCGAUGACAACACUGCGUUGAGACGCCAACCACAGAGUGGGCCGCGCAAGUAUAAGAGAAGGCGCAAAACGAAACUUGAGACGAAUACAGUGGUACGUAGAGACGAGUUUACAUACGACAUGAUGGAAAAUAGCGGUGGCGCCGGUGGUGGUACCGGUAGUGGUACCGCCGGUAAUAUCAGUGGAAGUGGUGGUGUUGGCGGCAGCGGCGGUACUGGCACUGGCGCUGGCGUUGGCGUUGGCGUUGGCGUUGGGACUGGCACUGGCACUGGCACUGGCACUGGAGGUUCCGAUUCGGAAGACAAUACAAAGCGGAAACUUGGCAAGAAGAACAAACAACGAUCGAACGUCGAGGAAGGCUAUGAGAAACUACUGAAAGGCUUUGACAGCUCUCUACAGAACAUAAACUCGAUUGUGAGUAACUCCAAGUUAAAUGCAUCCAAAUCGAAGGUCUCGAAGAAGAAGCUACGCAAGGAUGAGAAGAAGCAAGAAGCGCAGACAUCGAACCAGUCAGGCCGACCGAAGAUGAUUCACACACAGAAGACGCGAGUGCCGGUCGAGGUGGGCAGCGAUGGCGCCAAGAAAGGCCAGAAGACGAAGACAAUGGUUACCCGGACACCAAAGGUCAUGCCGAAUGAGCAUAAGUCCGGCAUCUUUCCAGGUGGCGAACGGAAUCGGCCGCGCACAAAGAACGUCAGUUAUCACGUUGAAGGUAAAUCACAGCUCACGCCGGCGACGUUUCCGGCAAAAUCGACCAAGGAGAAUGCGUCUACCAUGUCGACACAGCAGCUACUGGCUGUUAACGUCAAGCAAGAGCCAGGCAUGAAAAAGGCCACAAGUGACAGUCGCAGAAACAACAAUGGUAAUAUCUUAGCUCUUGGUAAAACUCAGGCGUCAGCAAACAAGAAAAGAUCGUCUACCGUAAAGAGGAGCAAGCGGCAGAAGCAGCCAGUAGUGAAGAAGGUAUUGAAUACGUUGAUCGAAACAAACGUGGUAGAGCAACAACAGCAACAACUGCAGGUGUUACAGUUACGGAAUAAUAAUAAUAACAAUAACAGUACCAUGGAGAACAGCGGCGAUCCGGCACGACUGAUGGAACACGCAGUGGAUGGUAGUAAUCUGGAAGUAGCUUUUGAAGCGAGCGUCAUUACCGCUCAGGAUGACGACGAGGUUGAGAGCAUAUUGCCACACAGCACUGUGCGAGAGAUGGGCAAUAGGGACAACGUUAAGCUCAGUGUCAAGGUGGAAUCGACAUCGCAAACGAGGAUGAUGACUAUCCAUAGUGUUAUCGCGCCGGUAGACGAUGUCCCAGAAACGAUAAUACCGGACACAUUGGAGUAUACGUGCGAGAUGUGCUCCGCGGUGUUCUCUAGCCGUGCCGAAUUAUUGGUACACGUACCGAUACACAUUUGAUUUAAUAAUUUGUCCGAGCCGAUGAGCGGCGCGGAGGUUUGUUCUACUUCUUUAAGUAUAUUUGUUUAAUCGAAUCGCAUAGUUGGUUAUCACGGAUAGGUUUGCUGUUUUAGGAGGCGACGAUCGUUCCCUCUAUCAACACCACCAUUAUCUUCAUCCUUCACUCUUUCCCUUCUUCCUUAUACUUUUUAUUCUUUGAUUCUCUAUCGAACAUUGCGAUUCCUUCAAUUACUUAUAACUCAUUAGAUGCACUCGAAUUUUCAUAUUUCGCGUAUUUUUAAUUCGAUUAACAUCGCCCAGGAACCGUUUCUUUGUAUUAUAUCGUGAGUGACUCAAGUUUCAUCUUUUUCUAAUAUUUCAAAGUGUACGGAUAAAUGAUUUAAUCAAACUAUGACAAGAUGUGUCCAAUCCCGGGAACUGUAAAAUAAUGCAUGUAUAUGUAUAUAUACGUUGUAUAUAUCGCAUAUGCACGUGAAAUACACAACAUAUAUUUAUCGUAAUAUAUUAUGAAGUUUAUUUUACAUUAUAUUUGACGCGCGCAACUCGUUACUGUGUCCCUUUUGUCACUGUUUGCAAUUUUGUUUGAUCCAGGAUUUGUAAUACUGAAAUGCGACACAUCGACGAAAUUGCAGUUUUACAAUUUUCUAUUCCGAAAAGUAUUAUGAUACGUGCUGGAUCGAAAAACAAAAAAAUACGAGUUACAUAAACAUUCACAGUACAAUUUUUCAUAUACAUAUAUCUAUGAACGAUGUGAAAAUAUAAAGAUGGAAAAAAGGGAUCCUAAACAUCGAUAUGAUUAUACUUUAUAGUGACGUUAUUUUGACUAUAAUUAGUUUAGUUUAUGACGAUAAUUCAAUUCAGAGUUUUACUUUUGGCUCGCUUAUCGAGGCAAGGAGUAAAAUGUUGAAUACCGCUGCGAGCGAUCUUUAUUUUAGUACUUGUUAAUUACAAUUCAUAUAGGAUAACGUCUGCGUGUGUCGUGAAAUCUUUAUUAUUGUAAUUAUACGUUUGUUAUUCUAUCAAUCUAACUUUCUCUCUGAAGGGAAGAAAGUGGGAUUAAAGAAGAUAUUUAUUUGUAUCAAAAACGAGACAAGAGAUAUUAAAAUAAAUGCAAUAUCAAUUUCAAAAGAUUA